Patella vulgata (common limpet) is the source of this 2350-nucleotide messenger RNA. Its product is annotated as glycosaminoglycan xylosylkinase. Gene Ontology annotation, biological process: protein phosphorylation. The transcript is spliced from 10 exons. Gene Ontology annotation, molecular function: phosphotransferase activity, alcohol group as acceptor. The coding region runs from base 298 to 1524 and encodes 408 amino acids. Gene Ontology annotation, cellular component: Golgi apparatus. The record is from RefSeq and is a predicted model, not a curated record. NCBI's taxonomy places the organism in Eukaryota, Metazoa, Mollusca, Gastropoda, Patellidae.
CGUUAUCAAAGCCAUUGGCCUCGUUUUGGAUUGUUGUAAAAUGGCAGACGACACGAGUUAAGUUGGAUUUUCUGAUUCUUCGGUGUUGAUAAUUUGGCAAAUGCAGUAGGUCAAAGGUGACCUCUCCUAAAAAGUGACGUCUGGGGAAUACACACACACUUUAGACCUGUGCUGACCUGGCUGACUGACUGAUCUAUAAAUAGGAUCAGAACCCCACACUCAACAGAGAUUUAAUCAGUAUUAUGAAGGAAUUUCACCAUUUGUUGGUUGAAGAAAAGAGUCUGAUAAUUAUCAGAAAUGAAGUUGAAAACUCGCAUCAUGGUGUUGGGAACACUUUUUUUCAUACUGAUCAUAGUUUACAACAUUCUGAAUCACCAUGCACCCAGUAAACAUGAUGACAGAGAUAUUACCCCGUUUGAGAAACCAGAAUUAGAUAAAGAUGAAACGAUAAAAGAAAUGAUAAAGAAAUAUAAACCGAACUAUGAUUAUAAACUCAAAGGGUCCCCAUGGACCCUGGCUGCAUCUUGGGUCAGUGAUAGGCAGAUUCAUCCAGAAGACAUACCUGAACUUGGUGCUGUAUUAAGAGCUAUGUCUACACGCCCUAUAACAUUAGCUGAUGUUGGUUACAAAGGGACACAGCUCAAGAUGACUCUUCUCUUACAAGGUCAACAAAGAGUGGUCUUUAAACCCAAAUGGUACACAAGGGAUUAUGUUAUAACUGAUUCACCUGUAAGUGGCACUGAUCGACAUAAUGGUGAAAUAGCUGCUUUCCAUCUUGGCAGAAUUCUACAGUUUCGUAGGACUCCUCUUGUGUCUGGACGGAGAGUGAAUAUGAAGCGUGAGAUACAAGGAGUUGGUAGUAAGACAUUAUUAAACACAUUCUACACAAAGGAUGGAAAUAUGUGUUUCUAUGGUAAAUGCUACUACUGUAAAGGGCCAGCUACAGGUGUUUGUGCAGAAGGUGAAGUGUUGGAAGGAACAGUGGUAUUAUGGAUGCCAUCAACUUUUAAACUUAAACUUCAUAAACAUCCAUGGUCUAGAACAUACAGAGAAGGAAGACUUGCCAGUUGGGAGACUGAUGAUGGGUAUUGUAGAAAGGUACAGAUGAUAGACUAUUAUAGAGAUGGUCCUAUAUUACUAGAUAUAAUAGAUACAGCUAUAUUUGAUUAUCUAGUAGGUAAUGCAGAUAGACAUCAUUAUGAAACAUUCCAUAACACUACAGAGACAAUGUUGUUGUUAUUAGAUAAUGGUAAAAGUUUUGGUAAUCCGUUUCAUGAUGAACGAUCAAUAUUAGCACCGUUAUAUCAGUGUUGCAGCGUUCGUGUAAAAACCUGGCAGCGUUUAUUGUCACUACAAGAUGGUAUUUUAAGCUCUGUUUUAGGUGGUGUUCUAGAUGGGGAUCCUGUUGCACCAGUUAUAAAUGAUAAACAUCUAAUAGCAUUGGAUAGAAGAUUAAAGUCAGCACUUAAUGAAGUAGACAUCUGUAUUUCUAAAUAUGGAAUGAAAGUCAUUGUGACGUCCUGAUGAAUUGUGAUUAGAAAAGAAAAAACUUAUUUUAAAAGAAAAACUUAUUUAAAAAUAAGUUCCAGAUAUAUUUUAGUGAAUGAAACUGAUUAAUGGUGCUAGAAGACUCUUGUAAAACUUUAUCCAACCUAGUCCUGUGUAAGAAUCAAAAUUAUGUGAUACUUUUGUUAAGAAAUUUCAAGACACUUGUGCAGUUUUAGAAUCAGAUCCCCUAAAUAAGUUAUGUAAUCCUGUUUUAGCAAAUCCAGCAAUUGUUUGAUAUUUUUGAUUUGACAUUUAACUAAACAUUGGCCUGUAACCAUAGAGAUGUUAUAACAUCUCCAAUGGAACUUUAUUGAAAAGAAAUUGGCAACUAGAAAUCGGUAUGGCGUGCAUUUUCCUGAUACACCCCCGAAACUGCCUGAGGUAACCAGCAAUUGAAGUAACAAGGGAUAACUUCAGUCAGUUUUAUAGAAGGAUAACUUGUGUUUUCCUUUUGCUUUUUUCACUUCCAUUUCUUGAAAUCUUCGUUACACAUCUAUUUUAGCAAUGAUCUCUGUGUUAAAAUUUUGUCCGCGAGCUAAAAACAAUGGCCAGCUAGCUCCAAUACUAAUAAAACUUGUUACUGACAAAGGAUUUCAUUCACUAGUUUAACAUCUCAAUGCAUUUAAAAGAAAUAUAUUCCGAAGAAUCUCAUCGAUUAUUUGUGGAUCGUGAUAAGACUGGUGGAUUUAUUUUUAUAGACAGGCUAUGUAAAUAUAAGUAUGUAAAUAUUAACACUGAUUAUACCCUAUAAAAUGUAAAUGUACAUAUAUGAAAGUACAGCAAUAAAACUGUAUUUAUAGUA